UUUAAUAAUCUUCUAAUAGCAUGCGUAGAUGAUUAUCACAACCUCCAUAGUACUCGUAUUCCAUCAACAACCUCUAUUCCACAGAUCACUCACAUGGCUACUAUAUUAUUUAAUGUUAUUGAAGCUUUACCUAUUCCUUAUAAUUCGAUUUAUAAUUUUUCCGUUCACAAUCCUUGUGGUGUUGAUGCAUACCUUUUAAAAAAAAUUUUCCAAAGACAAUAUGUAUUUACUAUUGCAAAUAGUUACAAUUCCGAAAAGUCAUAUUGGAAUUGGGCAUCUAAUAAAGUAGAUUUAUUUGAGUUUUUAACAGUUCAUUCUUAUGAUGUUAAUAUGGUUAAUAAAUAUCAUCGCAAAUUUAACAAGACAAAAUUAAUUGAUUGUAUUAAGUUGGAUUUAAAAAAUACAAAGAAUUAUAUCGAAGCCGUGAAUACAUUUUUAAGCUUGCCAGAGAUGAAGAAUUAUUUAAAAAAUUAUAUUAUUCCUCUUCCUGUGGAUUUUCCAGGGCAGCUAUUUAUAAGAAAGGCGAUUACAAUGAAGUUAAAACUUAAAGAAUUAACAAUUCCUGAAGAAAUCACGCAUAUAAUACUAUUUUUGGAUGAAUUGUCACAAUCGUAUAAUGAAAGAUUACAAAUGAAAAAAGAUAUUGAUGAUUGGAUAGUUUCUGAAACUCAAACUGAAUAUGAACCUAAUUCAUUAGAAAAUAUUGAAUUUACAAAGGAAUAUGUAGAAAUUGAUAAAUAG
Messenger RNA from Dentiscutata erythropus, 741 nucleotides. The record is from the annotation of a GenBank genome assembly. Lineage: Eukaryota; Fungi; Glomeromycota; Glomeromycetes; Diversisporales; Gigasporaceae.